This is a messenger RNA of Sclerotinia trifoliorum, 2889 nucleotides long. Lineage: Eukaryota; Fungi; Ascomycota; Leotiomycetes; Helotiales; Sclerotiniaceae. The record is from the annotation of a GenBank genome assembly.
UACGCUAAGAAGUUACAUCCGAACGACGAGAGCUUCAGAUGAUUUGGGGCAAAGAGUAGAUAACUAGGUAUUCAAUUGAAGGGUUUCCCCUCACCACCUCUUCUGUACUGCUGAGUUUCUUUCUUUCUUAUUUUUCAUACCCAGAUUUUAGAGAACACAAUGUUGAGGUCAACGUUAUCGAGAUCCGCUUUACGAAGCAGUAGACAGAGCUUCCGUGUUGCAAGAACAUUCGCAACUACAAAUAGAAGACAGGCGGAGGUCACCCUUACUGUUGGUAAGGCGCAUUGGAUCUGCGGAGCAUGUUAUAGGAGAUUUGGCUAAUUUCUCUAUACUAGAUGGCAAACAAGUUUCGAUAGAAGGUAUGAUGGGAUAGAUUACAAUUAGGAUAGAAAAGUUGUUGACACGCCACAGCUGGUUCUGCUUUAAUUCAGGCAUGUGAGAAAGCGGGAGCCACAGUACCAAGGCAAGUACUCAAUGGUGAUUUAUAGGUUAGGGUCUUUGCUAACACUUUGGUAGAUAUUGCUAUCAUGAGUAAGUCGACACGAUGCGCACACUACCGAACCCCACUGAUACGAAUAUUUACCACAGGAAACUUAUGAUUGCUGGAAAUUGUCGUAUGUGUCUAGUUGAAGUCGAGAGAGCACCAAAACCAAUUGCAUCAUGUGCAUGGCCAGUCCAGCCCGGUAUGGUUGUCAAGACCAAUUCGCCCCUCACACACAAGGCUAGAGAAGGAGUUAUGGAAUUUUUAUUGGCCAACCACCCGUUAGAUUGUCCUAUUUGCGAUCAAGGAGGAGAGUGUGAUUUACAAGAUCAAUCUAUGAGAUAUGGAGCCGAUCGUGGUCGAUUCCACGAGGUUGGUGGCAAGCGUGCCGUUGAGGACAAAAAUAUCGGACCCCUCAUUAAAACUUCGAUGAACAGAUGUAUUCAAUGCACAAGAUGUAUUCGAUUCGCAAAUGAUAUUGCUGGUGCACCGGAACUUGGAUCUACUGGACGAGGAAACGAUUUACAAAUUGGAACAUAUCUGGAACAGAACUUGGAUUCCGAGAUGUCUGGAAAUAUUAUAGAUUUGUGCCCCGUUGGAGCUCUCACAUCAAAACCAUAUGCAUUCAGGGCCAGACCUUGGGAAUUGAAGCACUCCGAAUCUAUUGAUGUUUUGGACGGUUUAGGAUCAAAUAUUCGAGUCGACUCAAGAGGUCUCGAGGUUAUGAGAAUUCUCCCUAGGUUAAACGAUGAUGUCAACGAAGAAUGGAUUAACGAUAAGACUCGAUUUGCUUGUGACGGAUUGAAGACUCAAAGACUUACUACGCCAUUGAUCAAAAAGGAUGGAAAAUUCCUUCCAGUCAGCUGGGAGCAAGCUCUAGUAGAGAUUGGUGCCGCAUACAAGGAUUUCGCUCCAAAGGGCAACGAAUUUAAGGCUAUUGCUGGGGAACUGAUUGAAACUGAGUCUAUGGUUGCUAUGAAGGAUCUUGCUAACAAGCUCGGCUCCGAGAACUUGGCUCUCGAUCAACCAUCUGGAGAUGCCCCUAUGCCUCACGGAAUUGAUGUUCGUUCAAAUUACUUGUUCAACUCUAAAAUUUGGGGUGUAGAGGAGGCUGAUGUUAUUCUGAUUGUUGGAAGCAACACUCGACAUGAAGCUGCUGGUCUCAAUGCUCGUAUCCGCAAACAAUGGCUCCGCUCUGAUCUUGAGAUUGGUGUUGUAGGUGAAACAUGGGAUUCGACUUUCGAAUUCGAGCACCUCGGUACCGAUGCGGCCUCUUUGAAAGACACUCUCGCUGGCCCCUUCGGUAAGAAGCUUGCAGAUGCGAAGAGACCGAUGAUUAUCGUUGGUUCAGGUGUCACUGAUCACGCUGAUGCCAAGGCUAUGUACGAGACGGUCGGUACUUUCGUUGAGAAGCAUGCCUCGAACUUCUUGACCGAGGGGUGGAAUGGAUACAACGUUCUUCAACGUGCUGCUUCAAGAGCGGGUGCUUUCGAAGUUGGUUUCACCACACCUUCUCAAGCAGUUGCUGACACAAAACCUAAAUUCAUUUGGUUACUCGGUGCCGAUGAAUUCAAUGCCGCUGAUAUCCCCAAAGACGCUUUCGUUGUCUACCAAGGUCACCACGGUGAUCGUGGAGCUCAAAUCGCCGACGUAGUCCUUCCAGGUGCCGCAUAUACUGAGAAGGCAGGAACCUACGUCAACACCGAAGGACGUGUACAGAUGACCCGUGCAGCUACUUCAUUACCAGGUGCCGCAAGAACUGACUGGAAGAUUAUCAGAGCAGUUAGUGAGUUCUUAGGUGCUCCGUUGCCAUAUGAUGAUGUCGCCGCUCUCCGAGAUCGUAUGGUCGAGAUCAGUCCUUCAUUAGCAAGCUAUGACAUCGUUGAGCCAGUGGCCUUACAACAAUUGAGCAAGGUACAAUUAGUAGACCAGAACAAGGGUAGCCAGCCAACGGGUGCGCCAUUAAAGAAGGUCAUCGACAACUUUUACUUCACAGAUGUUAUUUCAAGAAGGUUAGUUUACCAACAAUCCAUUUUCCCUAUUUUCUUCUCCCUUUUAUUCCCUUCGACCCCAAGCAAUUAAAUGCUAACUCAAACUACAGUUCGCCAACAAUGGCCAGAUGUUCAGCAGCAAAGGAGACAGGUAACCCCGAAACUAAUUUCCUGGCUCCGGGCUACUCGAGCGAAAAUCCUCGUGGUCGCGUGGCUUAUGGGCCAUGAACUUGACUUUGGUAUUUGAGGAAUGUUGCGGAGGGUCUUGGCUUUCUUGCGUGCAAAGACGGUGUUUGUGUAUAUAUGGGUAGUAUGCAGUCAAAUGAAAAAAAAUAGCAUUUCAGGAAGUUUCGGAACAUUUACUGGGUGUGGAGAUUGUGGGUGGAUUGCGUGAAAUGUGAAACACGUAAAAUAGGG